GCUUGCUCACAAUGACUGAUUCAUCACCAUGGCCGGGCCGCCACUGAUCAUGGCCACCAGCGCAUAGCAUGAGGGGUGUGGUGUGGCACAGACAGAUCAGAGAGUGAGUGAGUGGCGCUAUCUGUGCAUUGCAAUGAGUGCUCUUGACGGUCCCUGCGAGUAAGGCACUCACAAGGUGCGUCAGUCAGUGCACGAGAAGCAGCCUGGCCAUCUCAUCUGCACACACACACUCACUCCCACCAAUACAGAUGUACACAUACGUUUGCAGCACAACACAACACAACGCAAUGCAAUCAAUGCAUUCCAGACAGACACCGACGGCAUCAGUCAGUCAGUCAGCCCGGCCCCUAAUCACUCAGUCGCCUCCCCUAUUCACACACACACUCCCUCAGACCACAUCCCUCUGCACUGCACUGCACUGACCCUCCCGCUCAGCGCCAGGCACUCUCUCUCUCUCUCUGCCUGUCCACCUGCCUCCCCCUCCCGCACCGCUGUGUGCCGUCUACUGUCCCCUGCCGUGUUGCUGCUGCUGCUGCUGCCAUGGCUAGCCUGGCAUGCUUGGCCUCGUCGUUGGAGGCGGUCGCCAGAGGGACGGUCGCGGCCUCGUGGCGCCCGUGUUUGGGUGUGGGUGGCCGGCAGUGUUGGGCGGAAUGGGUGCCAUGGGGUUGUGCGGUGGAAUGAGAGGGAGGCCGCCAUGGGCGAUCGGCGGGGGUGUGAAGGCGAUGCCGCCAAGAGGCGGGCAGAACAGAGGAAGCUGCAUGAGUGGGGGUGGGGGUGGGGGUGGAGGUGGGGCAGGGGCAGGGGGAUCUUCGUCCAAGUCCAUGUGAUCCGCUGUCGUAUCCCGGAUUUCAUUGUGGGUUGGUUGUCGUAUGGCAGCUGAGCCGUUGAGCUGUGGGGAUGGGCCCGCCGUUGACGCACCGGCUCCCGAACCAGACGGGCUCUGUCCGCUGGGUGGCUGAGGGGCCUGCGGGGGCAUCGUGAGCAGUGGGCGAGCAACACCCUUCAUGUCACAGCACAGACAGACAGACAGAGAUGCACAUCAUGUUCAACUUGCAUCGGCUGCGCCCUCCUUGCCCCUCACUGUUUGUUGUGUAGAUUACCUGCUGGUGGUGGGAAGGGGAUGUGGCCACACCUGCUCCAGAUGCGCCGACCAUCAUCUGCAGCGAUUGACGGGCUGCUGACAUGGCAGCGUCACUCGGAGGGCGGGGCAGCAUGGGGACCGGGCGAGCAUCCUGCAUUGAUUGCAUCGCACAGACAGACAGACAGACACAGAGACACAUACACGAGUGCGCCGCCAGUCCGUUGUGCAAUUCCCUCGGCUGCCUAUCUAUCAGUUUGUGUGUGUGUACCUGCUGCCCGCCCGUCGUCUGAGGGACAGCUACAGCUACUCUAGGUACGCCAAACAUCUGCAAUGGAGUGGAGCCACACAGACACGAUUACGAACCACAGCGACAUGACAAUGCCUUUGAUGUCUGUGUGUCUGUUGCCAUCGUACCGGUACUGGUGGUGCAUUGGAUGGAGCGGCAUCGUCGCCUUGUGGUGCAGCGAGAGCGGCUGCCGACCCAUCAGCAUCAUCAUCCCCACGAUGACCAUCUUCGUCCAUCUGCUGGCCGCUGGGCAAGGCAGCCUCGCCAGGAAAUGCCACGGCCGCUGCCCUCUCCUCCUCCCGAUGGGCCUCAGGCACGGAGGAUGGCAAGGGCACCUGCGUGAACAACACAAUCCAUAAGAGGGAGUCGUUCUUGAGAAUGCAGAGGGGAUCUGAUCAUUCACUGUGCUGUGCUGCUGUCGCUUCCUCACCGCAUUCGUGGCCGCGUCGGCCCCAUUCAUCUGCAUCAGACCGUCAGCCUCACGCACCACCACAUGCCUCUCCCCCACCGCACUGCCCUCUCCCUCUCGCUGCUGUACAUCCGCCACCCGGUGGUCUCCAUCCUCCUCUAAAGCGGUGUCCUCAUCGCCUGCCCUCUCCGCCCUGCCGGCUGCCUCCCCGCCGCUCUCUGCUGGUGCCAUGUGGGCGCCAGGUGCGCGGGCCAUGGUGGCUGUGUCGGCAGGGGGCGCCUCUCUGGUCUCGUUAGUGGAGAGAGGGGCGGGGGCUGCGGCAGAAAGGUCCUGGGACGAAGGAACACCUGCAGCUGCUGCCGCGGCGGCACCAUCCCGAGACGACGCUGCUGCCGCUGCUGGCGAAAAGGCCUGACCACCUUGGCCAGGCAAAUCGGCUGCGUCAGGUGACGACAGCACCGCCCCACUCUCGCCCACCGCACUGCCCUCUCCCUCCCCCUGCUGUCGCUUGCCCUCCUCGUCCAUUGGGGCCGCCUCAGGCGCCUCUCCUGCCCUCUCCGCCUCGCCGGUGCUCUCUGCCGCUGCCAUGAGGACAUCGCCAUCACCGCCACCCUUAGUAGCCGCGUCGACCAUGCUGACUUCACCGGCAGGGGGCGUGGGCGAGAGAGGGGCGGGGGCAGCCGCAGGAUGGUGCCGGGAAGAAGAAGAAGCAGCAGGUGCUGCCGCAGCAUCAUCCCGGGACGAUGCGGCUGCCGCUGCUGUCGAGCCCUCAACGCCGACAUGCUCCGCUUUGGCCCUCUUCGCUGGCGGCGACUCUAUGUCGUCCUCCUCUCCCUGUUGCCGUGCCCUGGCAGCCGUGGCGAUGAGCGGUGGGGGUGGGCUUGAAGCAGCAGCAGCAGCUGCUGCUGCUGCUGGUGCGAUGGCGGGGGGCUGUGAAGCGGUGUACGCGUUGAUCACGAUCUGCUGGAUGGCCCUGAUGCGCGUGUCCAGCUCGACAAGACCCCCUUGAAGCCUCUGGUGCGGCAUCUCGGCCAGGCACUCCCUCACCACCCGCAUCAGCUCCUCACCCACACAAUUUGCCCACCUCAUGCACGGCUCCUGGCGGAACAGCAAGGGGCGACAAUGGCGAGGCUCGAUCCAAUCCUCAUCCCACCGGAAUGUGGGCUCGCUGGCGCCCGGCGGGAGGACCUCGUUGACCACCUGCGGCCACGUCAGGCCAUUCUCCACAGCCAGCAGCUGGGUCCUACACUGCAAUUCGGCGUCCGAGCGAGACCACACGAGAGGGUUGCCCCUCUCCAUGUAAGUCUUCGUGGAGACGCCGGUGAGCAGUGACAGGAGCUCUUGGCCGGCAGCGCAGACGAGGGCAGCCUCCCCCACCCACAUCCGAGCACUGCGCACCUUCUGGCCCGUCCCGUCCGUGCCGUCGUAGUACAAGUGAUGCUCAUUCAGCUUAGCCCUGAGGGCGCGGCCCUUCUCCUCGAUCCCCUCGAUCCUCCGCCCAUCGGUCAGGGCGCACACCCCUUCCCAUCCGUGAAGCGCUUUGGCGAGCCUCUCCUCCUUCGCGUUGGCGGUGCCCUCGCUGACGCGGUGUCUGGCCGCUUCGAUGGCCGCCCUCUCGUCCUCGUACUGCUUGGCCAGCAUGGCCGCCACCUCGGGCGCGUAGUAGUGUGGUGUGACGGUCCACGGCCGGUCGCGCAAGGAGGCCUCCUUGUCGAUGGUGGCGAGGACAGCCAGCCGGCCGAGGGGGGCGUGUUCAGGUGGCGGCGGGUCUGAGGGCUUCCGCCGGAGGGCAUGACCCAUAUCCAGCAUGCGCAGGUCUGGCGAUAGGAUGCUGCGGUUGUCUCCUGUUAGGGCGUCGGAGACGGGAGGGAGGGGCUGCUGCUGCUGCUGGUGGCUGGCGUUGGGGGGCAAGUCGACCGACGGCGCCUCCUCUAUUGGCGGGAUCCUGACGAGAGAGUCCUUGUGGAUGUUGUCGAUGGCGAGAAGGCCGAGCUGCACUCCACUGUCGAGGAGGCGGAUGAUUCCCCGCCGCAACUCCAGCACCAGUAGGACACGACGCAUGAGAAAGUGCUGGAUGUGGGGGAGGGCAAUCUCCUCACUCGAGAAGGCCUGGCUGUCCUCCAUGAGCGAGAUGCAUCCAUCCAGCUCUUCGCAGUCGCCGAACACAUCUGGUUGCAACACAACACAACACAACACAACAGAGCACCGACAGCAAAUAGGGUGGACAGACACAUCGAACGGAUGGAUGGAAUGAAUCAAUCAGUGGGCCCUAGCUGUGCAUUCCUCACUCACUCAGAUCUAUCUCUGGCAUACUGAAGCCGAAGACACGAAACAGCUUCGGCCCUUCCUCCUCGCCCAGCGGCUCCCGCCCCUCCUGCAGGCUGAUGAACAGGCCCGUCCUGGCCUGUUGCUGCUCCCUGACCUUCCCCUUGCCCUCGAGGAAAUCAUCCAGAACGGGCAAAAAGGGCCGCGACUCGUGUGGGAUGUUGCGGCCGCUGAGGCCCUUCUCAAGGAACCGCAUGGUCCGCACCUCUUGCUGCAGCGCCAUGUACUUCUUGCCCUCUGCUGGUGACAUCCUUGUGAUCAUGGGCUCCUCAAAUGCCAUUAGCUUCCACACAGUCCUGUCCAUUCAAUCCAUGCAUUCAUCCAGAGUGCUGUUCUUUCUUUGCUUCGUGACCCUCUCUUUCCACCGAGUGCCCUCACUCACUUGUCGAGGCCAUCGACCUUGUAGAUCUUUGCGUUGGCGCCCUGCCCGACCUCUCUGGCUUCUCCCAGCACCCUCACAGGCGGCCGCCCCAUCACUGGUGGCACAUCUCGGUCCUGAUCCGCCAACUCAAACUCCUUCAGAAACAUCCUCGCCAACUGCUGCUUCGGCGGCUGCUCAUCCAUCACCACACUAUGGCCAUGACUCCAG
Messenger RNA from Vitrella brassicaformis, 4690 nucleotides. Lineage: Eukaryota; Vitrellaceae. The record is from the annotation of a GenBank genome assembly.